GGGAGAUCAGAAGGCAUGACGCAGUUGACAGGUUUUGAGGAUCUUCACAGCCAUGGAGCCUGAAAUUCUUGAAGUACAUUGCCUCAUCAAACAAGCAAUCAUUACCCUGUCUUCCUCCAGGGACAGAGCAGAAAUCAUACGCACCUUACAGUCUGUGAAGCAGAACCUAAGGGGACCUGAAACUGCCAAUCCCUCACCACAGAAGAAAGAAUUUUUUAAAACACACUAUUCCCACUUCCUGCAAGUCCUGACUAAUAAUCUGAGUGUUGAUUGGCUGCAGUUGCUGCCUGUUAACCAGGAAAAAGAAUUAUUGGAUGACUUCUUUCUGAAUGGCCCACCCCAUGAAGCAUUCUUGGUGCUGCUGGACACUAUCACGGCAACAAGACCAAGCUUUCGACAGGAGCGAUGUGUGGCAAUUCUGGAACAAUUCCUGCAGGAGGAUCGGAUGGCCCAGCUGAUUGAGGAGAUUUGUCUCGAAUACACCUCACCUCACAUGUCCAGUCUGCAAGAGACACUGUUGAAUAAAAUUUCUUCAUUGCCAGAUCACAUGGCAAACAAAUUGGAGAAGGACAACAGAGCAAUAUUCUACCCUGAGAACUAUUACUCACUGUUAGGACAAGAGAUGGUACUGGUGCUGGAAAGAAUUUAUGAGCAAUUGAAAGGAGGAAUGGACAGUUCGCUCUUCUUCGUGUCUCAACUUCUGGGGAAGGUCUGCAUGCAAGGACACACUGAUGCGGUUCUACAUGUAUUAGUGCCAAGACUCACUAUUCUUACGCAAUCGGAUUGUAUUUGGCAGCGAAUCAGUUGGCGAUUAGUGGAGAAUGUGCCUGAACGUUGGAUGGAGAACGUAGUUUCGGGUUUUGUCCGGUUAUCAGCAGGGCCGAAUGUGCUCUCAAGGUUGCUAGGCAGCAUUGUGCUGAAGAACAAGAAGGCCAAUUUUGUUCUAACUCACAAAUUCCUACUCUUGCAGUAUCGGCUCAAGACAUCUGUGUUACAAAACUUGUUGGGCUAUCUGGCCGGUGAGAAGUCUCGAGGCUGCUUAUUGAUUGAGGUGCUUAAGAAGUUGUUGGAGACUUGGAGUAACAGCAGUGCUCUGAGACACACCCCUAUAGAACAGCAGCUCUACAUCAGCAAAGCCAUUGUCAUCAUCCUUGCAGAACUCUCAGACUCGGAGAUACAGGAACACAAAACAGAGCUUCUCUCUGGGAUGAUGGCUGGGGUGGAGUGUCAUCUGGACAGCAAUAUAGCCCGUGUUCGCCAGCUGGGGAUGGUUGUUGCAGAAUGCCUCAGUGCAAGGGUGAACUCUGGAGAUCACAGGCUCAAGUUCGAGUACACAGAAGAUGAUGAGUUGAGUGAGCUGAAGUCACUGGCCAGCCCAAGGCUGCUUUCAAGCUGGGAGGCCCCCCCGCAGCAGCACAAAGAUGAAAAUUCACAGCUAGAGAGUGGACAGGGCUUGGCGGAGACCAGUCUGAAUCCAGUGGAGAGCAGACAGAACUCGCAGGAGGUACAGGACUCUGAGUCCACGUCUGAACUUGACAGUGAUGAUGAACUGAUUCCGUAUGACCUAUCGAUUGACACUGAGCUGCAAAGGAAUCGGGCCCCAGUCUACAUCAGUGACGGUGUAGAAGUCCUGAUGACAUCUGCAGAUCCAGAACAAAUUGAAAUAACUUUGAAGGUUGUGGAAAACUUGAUUAGAAAAAAUCCAACUGCGAGUAGAGAGAUCAGUGUGCAGUUAACAAAGGUUCUUCUCCACCUUGAGGACAAGUUUAACAUCUCUGGGUUCAUGGGAUUGCGACAGGGAGGGCUGGUGGCAAUCACUGUCACUGACACAAUUCCUGUCACUCAGUAUCUUACCACAGAGUUCUAUGCUGUGAAUUAUAGCCUGACUCAACGUCUGGACAUCCUAGAUGUCCUGGCACUGGCUGCCCAGGAGCUAUCCCAGCCUGACAGCAGCCAAAGAGCAACCAAUGAGAGCCCCUCCAUUCAGCUCUUGAAAUCGGAAACUUCUGGUGCAUACAACCCCAGCCAGCAAUGGAAGAAAAUCAUUGAGAAAAGGAUAGAAAAUAAGACCCGGCGCUUCACCAGAGGAGCAUCAAGACCAGCACCCGAGGCUGUUCCCAAUAGGCUGAGUCCAGUAGCCGGAUAUUUCUUCUUCCCUCUGAUCAGGAACUAUGACAGGCCACAGACACCAUUUGAUUUCCUAGCUGAAGAACCUUUGAUUAUGGGACGUUUAAUUCACACAUUGGCGAUUAUAAUGUACUUUUCAGUGAAUGCCCUGGUUGCCAUUCACAUGGGGAAAGCUCUGCUGGAUUUCAUCUGGGCUGUUCGAUAUCACACAGAUGCGUACGUGCGGCAGGGCACACUGUUUGCUGUCUCCUCUGUGUUAUUGAGUGUUCCCAACAACAUCCUCCUGACUGAAGUUCCAGAUGAACUCCUAGAAAUUAGAUGCUGGCUUGCAGAUGUUGCUGAGAAUGAUGCAGAUGAAGGUUGCCGCAGGUCAGCCCUGCAGAGCUUGCUUUUAAUGGAAAACUUCAAGAAGAAACUUGGUGUUUUCACAGAAUAAUCUUAAAACUCAGGCUCGAGGUCCAUCAAAUUAACAUUUCUUGAAACUGUAUCAGGUCACUGUAAGCUGGAGUAUGAGACACUGCUGAAUGGAAAGCACUCCGUGAGUCUGGCCUUGAACAGAACAUAUACCUACAAAUUGCAGGGUUUGUGUAAGAGUCAGAAGGAGAAAAUACCAAUAACUCAGUGUCCUUAGAGAGUGACCUCAGUGAGAAAUCUGAACCAAGAACAUUUUGUCUUCCUUGUUCGUUGGUAGUUACAGAAUUAUUGACUUGAAGGGCUCAGUGGAAUGUUAAUCAAGACAGUCAAGGUCUGCAGUCUUAUAUGUUGGGAAAUUGUUACUUUUCUGACCUGGAGAUGCAUUCAUCUGUAAUCAUUGAGUCUGAGAACACAUAUUUAUUUGUUUUGCAAGAAGGUGCCCAUUUUCACUGGUGCACAUCUCUCUCUCGCUCUCUCUCUCGCUCUCUCUCUCGGCAGUUCCUGAUUCUGAUGACCGCAUCUGUACUUCAGGGAGGAACUGAGCAACAAGGAAUGAGAAAACUGUCUAAACCUACCCUAAACCAAGAGACAACAACUUAAAUCCUAGCACAACUAAUGCAACACCACGUUGACCUGUGAAUUGCAGAGUUAAAAUUCACACAACACCAGGUUACAGUCCAACAGGUUUAAUUGAAAGCA
This is a messenger RNA of Hemiscyllium ocellatum (epaulette shark), 3240 nucleotides long. RefSeq names its product TEL2, telomere maintenance 2, homolog (S. cerevisiae) (gene telo2). Gene Ontology annotation, cellular component: cytosol. NCBI's taxonomy places the organism in Eukaryota, Metazoa, Chordata, Chondrichthyes, Orectolobiformes, Hemiscylliidae. Gene Ontology annotation, molecular function: telomeric repeat DNA binding; Hsp90 protein binding. The transcript is spliced from 21 exons. Gene Ontology annotation, biological process: telomere maintenance via telomerase; protein stabilization. The coding region runs from base 53 to 2563 and encodes 836 amino acids. The record is from RefSeq and is a predicted model, not a curated record.